Messenger RNA from Magallana angulata, 4114 nucleotides. Its product is annotated as protein inturned-like. Gene Ontology annotation, cellular component: cytoplasm; cilium. Gene Ontology annotation, molecular function: protein binding. Bases 1300 to 3813 code for a protein of 837 amino acids. NCBI's taxonomy places the organism in Eukaryota, Metazoa, Mollusca, Bivalvia, Ostreida, Ostreidae. The transcript is spliced from 19 exons. Gene Ontology annotation, biological process: establishment of planar polarity; cilium assembly; vesicle-mediated transport. The record is from RefSeq and is a predicted model, not a curated record.
AGGGUGCAUGAGGCGUGGCCCUGGAGUAUCCUCGCGUUCUGACCAUCAGGUGAGAAUAGUAUUUAAAGACCCUCCUUAUUUACCGAGGGGACGGACUACUUAACAGAAUUUCUGUCGCCACAGCGGGGUACAGUUAAAGGAUUAUCAUCAAUGAAAUUGACUGCAUGGUUAAAAUGACUUUUUCUUAAAAAGGUGCGAAAAUUGAACUCGAGGGCUUUUGCUACUAAAUCGGUAAGAGGAUUUGAGCAAGGUGCUUGAUAUUAAGGGUCCUAUAAUUAGCGUCCGAUUCACACUUCCGAUGGAAUAGUGAAGAUUUAUGACUGUUGAUAUUAUUUAUGUGACACUCAGAACUUUUUGAAAGAAUUUGUGCGUGGAUUUAAUUCACACAGGUCGCGGUACUUGUGUGGUAUUCAAGGUCUUCUGCUGUCCGAGAUGAUUUGUAGGGCAAGUCCUGGGGUAAGGAUUUCUGUCGACCAAAUCGAAGGAUAAGCGUAAACUUAUAAAAUUCAUAUGUCAAAAUAUUGUGAGGGCUUAAUGGCGAAUACACAAACUAUCUCUCAUUGUUAACUGGAAUUAGGAGAUUGAGUGAAGAAUGGUGGGUCCCCGCAGUGCGGAUUAUUAAAUGAUUAUUUGGACCCCAAUAAAGCCCGGAUUAGUCACACAGAUACGCACUUACUUUCCGUGUGUAAAUAGUACAUAGUAAUAAGACAAAAACACAAGUUAUAGAUGGAUGGCUGAGUGAAUUUUUAUCUAGUAAAAUGUGUCUCUUUGAUGGUAAGGUAAUCGGAUAGCGUUUGAAUUUCGAGUCCUGUGUGAAUGUUUCUGUCGUGAAUUCACAUGUGAAUGAUUACGGGGAAUCUUUCCAUUGUUUUACCUGAACGCUCGCUGAAUAUUGGUUUUAUUGGAAAUCAAUUAAGAUGGAAUAAAUCGAACGUAAAUGUGACAGUGCACAGAGAGGUCCCGGCCUAGGCGGAAAUGUUCGGCAAUAAAGCGGACGAAACUGCGCGCGGGGAUUAGCGCUACAAAGGACUGCUCCUAUACACACGGUCCACUGUUUCUACACAUUGAAAAUCGAACUCAGGAAUUGUUCUUUAAACUUUUCAAACUGUUGUGAAUAUUUUAAAAAGUUAACUUUUUCUUCAAACAGUAGUUGUCUGGAUCUAUAAUGAUUGAUCGAGGGGCAACCUAGAGUGCCCGAAAUGUGUGAGAUAGAGCACGGGACGAGCGUUGGGAUCACACCAGAGCGGCGGAUCGCCGGACUCUGAGACAGGAAACGGAAGUGAUCGAUCACCAGGGGGCAUGUUCGGUCUGCAGGUGCCCCUGUCCCGGGCCACGGAGGCGUCGGAGUUUGACAGCGUCAACACCAUCCUCUCUAACAGUGUGUACAAAAGCUCUGCCUCUGUUAAGCUGUCGGAAUGUAACAAAAAGGACAGGUUGUUUGUCCUAGAAUUAUUCAGAAACCAGAAACACAAAUGUGAGUACCUGCACUGUCCCCACAAUGGGCACUCCACAGAUGACACAGGAUAUGGAACGGACAACGAGGAUACAGCGGGGGGAUCAGAGAGUAAUCCCGACUACGAACCUUUAGAUAUAGUGGGGGAGAGGUGCUCACAAUCCACUGUGGAUUUUACUAGAAUGGAUAGCAUCCGCAGAGUCAAACUUAAAGUCAAGAAAGUGAAUCUGCAGAGUUUAAAUAUUUCUGACAAGGAUAGAAAACUUGGACAGCUUGGGCGAGCUUUAUGUAAGGAGCUGAUCGGAAUCAUUCCUGGACACUUUCCGUCCAAGUCCAGAUCCGCCUGUGGUCAGCGGUUGUGUAUCCGAGGAUUGGUGCCUCAUAGUCACGCAGCCAAAUAUUCCAAAAUACAAAUAGGAGACUGUCUGCGAUUGAUCAAUGGUAGAGAGGUUACCUGGGACAACAUUGACGAUGUUCUGCUUAAGAUUUCUCAGCUUGAAGAGGUGUCUGUUGUGAUACAGCAGGUCAUCAAUAAACAACCCAAGGUCCCUGUCCUGAGUCCACUGCGAGCCACCGCUGCUGACCAACAACUGGUUCAGCUUAUUGGUGGUCAGUCUGGUGGGACAGAGACGGAGGGCUCCACCCCCGGGCACUGCCUGAUGUUUAUUGACCUCCAGAAACUUCAGUCAGAGACCGAGUCCUCACAGGACGACCUUGUUUACCAAUUUCCUAAAACGACCUUGAGUGAUCUCAGGGGAGCACUAAUUACCCUAUACCACACAGCUCAGGAGUGGUCCCACACCAAACUACAGCAAACGAGUUAUGAAUGUAAUGGAGAGAGGUACACAGUUGCUUACUACAAGGAGGAGACAACACUACUUCUUCUUGUCUUCAAAGAAGCUCAGUUGUCGAGGAUGAGUGUUUCCAUGGUGAUCAGAGAUUUACUUCGUUUGAUGCGAGUAUUGUACGGCUCAGUAAUGGAUGCAUUCAUGAACUUCAGUAACCAUAGUGAACUGAGUUGUCUGUUAGCUCUCUUCUUCCACAGCCUUGGUUUGAGUCAGCCUCACUCUGAAACAUUGUCAAGGAAAUUACAAAUAUCCUUAGACACAAGUUUAUGUAGUCACAUACCAUAUCUACCUCUCUCUACCCAAGACAAUGUAAACAUUGACAAAAUCCUAACUUCAUGGGAGGCUCAAGAAUUUUCAGACAUGUCUGAAAGUAAUUUUGGAUGUCGACGUGCUUUCACAAUACUUGGAUCCUGUAUGUUUUACAAGUCAUCACUGUUGUGCAAUCAUCUACCAAAAGAAGAUUUAAAUGACCUCUACCUUUACCUCAAAUACCAUUGCCUCCUCUCCUUUUGUUGCCGUGACAACAUACAACAACUCGUUGUGUGGCAGGAAGUGAACUCUACGAGACAGAUGUAUGACCUCGGUGAGGAGCAGGUGUUCGGCUACACGGAGCCAGUGGGAGCCAAACUUAUCUGGCUCAUCGUGGGCUAUAAGAGAAGCAUUCUGUGCACUUUGCUGGAGAUUAAAGGUGGGGCCUUGAAGAGGAACAAGUUUCCGGGUCCAGAUCCUCUGUACAUAGACCAGGCCAAGGCUGUACUACUGCAGCUCAACUCACUGGACCUCUCCCAGAUGUGUAAACAGAGAAACACCACCCACAGGAUUCAACUGGUCCCUGGCCUGGAAUCAACUCAGCCUGUCCCCCACAGUAAUGCUGGCUACCCGGUGACCUCCAGUCCUAAACUAGAUGUGGGUAGCCUCUUGACCCGGGGGAGGCAGAUACCAGCCCUGGUGCGGAAGGACUCGGUCCGAUCAGAUGGAUCCCUGGAGAGUAACUCCAGUGCUGGAAGUGACAGGGCAAGGCAAAGAAAGGGGAAACUAUUUGCUGAUUUACAGGAAGAGAAACAAACUGAUUUUACAUUUCCUCAGGCAGACAAAAUCAAAAUGACAACAGGGGCAGACAACUGUCUUCUUCACUUCCUUCAUUUUGAUAAGUACGAGGGAGUGAUUAUCUCCCCUGAUCCUUUGUUGGGUUUGGCUGAGAUAGUUCAGAACUUUCACCGCAGCUGUUCACAAAUCAAACACAUGUUUGAAAAGUACAGAUAUAGACGGAAGCCACCUCCUCCCCUGAUACCAGAUAUGGAGACAAAGGUUCCACGUGUGGAGGACACAACAUUUAACUUUAUGAGGGAGGAGGGGAUCAUGUUUGCAGUCCCCACCCCUGGAGGGACAGCUAGAUACUGGGUCGUUGGGCGCCAAAGAUCAAAGGAAGAGUUUUAUGUGUGUUUUCAAGAUGGCAUACCUCAGAACAUGAUAGAACUGACUUUUAAGGCAGGAUUUGGGCUGAAAAGUUGAUAGAGAGCUCACCAGAUUAUUCAAGGAUAGGCUGAACUGUAAAUAGCCAGUAACAUGGGACCAAGUACUGAAUGCAGGGCAUUUGGUCCUGUUGUUUUGUUGAUAUUGUUGUUACAAUGACAGGAGAUUAGAAUUGUUAUUUUGUUAUUGUUUAGUCGGGAUAUCUAGUCUGUGUCAGUGGUUGAAGGAAGGCAGAUAUUCUGCUGUGAGUGGUCAGUAAAGCAGGAUUCAUUCCUUCAAGUUCACAGUGUGAUGCAAACACUUCAUUAUACUCACUGAUGAAUAAAACAUAAAUAUUGAA